Molecule: messenger RNA, 384 nt
Organism: Zychaea mexicana
Lineage: Eukaryota; Fungi; Mucoromycota; Mucoromycetes; Mucorales; Lichtheimiaceae
Exons: 3
Coding region: 1-384 (127 amino acids)
Source: RefSeq, a predicted model, not a curated record
AUGACGUUCACUUUUACUUCUUACAUUCGAGAUCAUGCAGGUCCUUCUUUUGAUAUUGUUGGCUGCUUUCGAGCAUCGAAAUUGACAGACCAGGAAGCAGCAGAAAAAGAAUUCAAGAAAGCCGUUAAGACUGUUUCAUAUUGGAAAACAAGCGCAGCUCAAUCGUGGGCAUUAGAACAAGUUCGUAACAAGUUCCUUAUCUUGAGUAAUGUUGAUUUGCAGUCAUAUUGGGUUGGAACGACUAAAAGCGUUGCGAUCUUGAAAGGAAAAAGAACAUAUUAUGAAUUCUGUGGAGAAGCAUCUGAGUCAUUAUCAAACGUUCGCGAGGAAUCACCCCUCAUGUAUCUACGACCCGAGGAUAAAGCCUCUAAUUCUGCUUAUUAG